This is a messenger RNA of Phaeoacremonium minimum UCRPA7, 2130 nucleotides long. Its product is annotated as putative rho gtpase activator protein. Gene Ontology annotation, cellular component: cytoplasm. The record is from RefSeq and is a predicted model, not a curated record. The transcript has 7 exons. Bases 1 to 2130 code for a protein of 709 amino acids. Gene Ontology annotation, biological process: signal transduction; regulation of GTPase activity. NCBI's taxonomy places the organism in Eukaryota, Fungi, Ascomycota, Sordariomycetes, Togniniales, Togniniaceae.
AUGACGAUGGCCGAUUACAACGCAUCCUCCGACUACCUGCCUCCAACACACCAGCAGCGCGAGCGCACCGGCAGCAUGUCUCUCGGCGGACCACCGCCUACCAGCGAGAAUGGAGCUCCUACAAACGGGACCGGCCCCAUCGGCAGCCCAACGGCUGGCCCUCCGAACACGCAGCCAUCCGAUGUCUCUAAGCAAGUGCAGGAGGUGCUAUCUUCAGAGAUCGGUGUUGCUACGAUGCUCAACAGACUCAAGCAAAGCAUAGCUUCGGCCAAGGAGUUUGCAUUGUUCUUGAAGAAGAGAUCGGUUCUGGAGGACGAGCACGCCAAUGGCCUCAAGAAGCUGUCAAAGAUGACCACGGACAGCAUGCGCCGGCCCGACCACCUGGGCGGCUCCUUUGGUGUAGCUUAUGACGACAUGAUGGCCAUCCACGAGAGAAUGGCCGAGAAUGGCAUGCAGUUCGCCAUGUCACUACACCAGAUGCACGAAGACUUGCUCGAGCUCGCAGCCAUCGCAGAGAAGAACAGGAAGGGCUGGAAACAGAACGGCCUGGCAGCCGAGCAGCGCGUAGCAGACUUUGAGAAUGCCAUGAGGAAGUCACAGUCGAAAUACUACUCUCUGGCGGAGGAGUACGAUCGAGCCAGGACUGGGGACACCAGCGGACAGAAGGGGAAGGUGUUCGGAUUCAAGGGCCCUAAGUCGGCUGCGCAACACGAGGAGGAUCUGCUACGCAAAGUCCAGGCUGCCGAUCAGGAUUACCAGAACAAGGUCCAGACAUUGCAGGCAGAACGUGGAGAGCUUGUGGCGAGGACACGACCCGAGGCUAUCAAGGCACUGCAAGAUAUCAUCAAGGAGUGCGAUUCAGGAUUGGUGCUGCAGGUGCAGAAGUUUGCGUCAUUCAACGAGAAGCUGCUUUUGAGUAAUGGCCUGAGCAUUUCUCCGCUCAAGGCGCAGAAAGGACAGCAGCAGGGCCAGUCCGAUGCACGCAGCCUGCGGGAGAUCGUGCUAGCUAUCAAUAGCGAGAGCGACCUGAACGAUUUCCUCAGCGCUAACCACAGCAAGGUGCCGCCACGCUCGGGCCCCGUCCCAGUAAUGCCCGCCGCCCAACGGCCGUCUUCCAGGGGCAGCUUCCAGCAUGAACGCAGCUUCAGUCACAGCAGCGCCUUCUACGACCAGCAGCAGCAGCAGCAGGGCUUGCCCGCACCUCAGGCACAACAGCAGCCCGCCCAACAACAGCAACAAUUCGCUCCUCGGAAUUCGGGUCAGAUCGCCGUACCAAAUUCCAAGUUCAACAACGGCAACAUGGGCGGUUCAAUGAGCUCGCAGCAGCAACAGCCGCAGCAGCAACAAGGACCGCCUCAAUUGGGGGCGCUGUCGUUCCAAAAUGCGCCGCCCCAGCAGCAACCCGCGCACCAGAAGCAGCACUCUCUGGGAGGGGGUCCACUUGCGCAAAAUCCGCCGAGCCAGCAGGGGUCGUUUGGCAUGGCUCAAUCUCGAGGUCAAUCGCCUCCGCAGAUUGUACCAUCACGGCCCGUCUUUGGUGUUUCGCUCCAGAAGCUGUAUGAGAGAGAUGGACUGGCGGUGCCGAUGGUUGUUUAUCAGUGCAUCCAGGCGGUUGACUUGUUCGGUCUGACCGUGGAGGGAAUCUACAGGCUGUCAGGAUCUGUGCCUCAUGUGAAUAGGUUGAAGGCCAUGUUCGACACAGAUUCCAGCUCGCCCAAUCUGGACUUCCGAAACCCUGAAAAUUUCUUCCACGACGUAAACAGCGUAGCCGGGCUUCUGAAGCAAUUCUUCAGAGACUUACCCGACCCUCUGCUGACAAAAGAGCACUACUCCGGCUUCAUUGAAGCAGCUAGAAAUGACGACGAUAUUGUGCGGCGAGACUCGCUUCAUGCCAUUAUCAAUGCCCUACCUGAUCCCAACUAUGCCACCCUGCGUGCUCUCACAUUGCACCUCCACCGCGUGAUGGAGAACUCAGCGUCUAGCAGGAUGAACAGCCAGAACCUGGCUAUCGUGUUUGGCCCGACGCUGCUGGGCACCAGCGCCCAAGCUAACAUCGCGGACGCCGGCUGGCAGGUGCGUGUCGUGGACACAAUCCUACAGAACACGUACCAGAUCUUCGACGACGACUGA